AUGCAAAGAUUUGAGGGACGUAGUCGUAGCAGGGAAAGAGGAACAGGCCGAGGAGAUGAAUUUGGUCGUAGGGGAAACCCGUCUAGAGGUAAUGAUGGGAGAGGAGGAUUCAACAGAGGUCCUACUGUUUCAUUAAUCGCUUAAAAGGGUUCACUUUAGCUUUAAUCUAACCAUUUUAAGUUUGGACUUAGAGAUGCUACUAAGACUGUUAACAUGUAUGACAUUGACUUCGGAUAAAACAUUGGGACUUUUCAAGAUAGAAGAUCUGCAAUAAGACAGCUUAGACCUGACUUCGAAAGAGUGUAUGAUUUGUUUGUUGGCUAUGGUGACUAGAUAUUCUCUUAAACAUUGAUUCAUGAGACAAGUUAUUUUGACUUUGUUUACAAGGGCAUUCCAUCAAUCGUCAGUGUGUCUUUUAAUAAGUCAUUUUCGCUUGAAGAGUAAUUGCCGGAGGAUAAGUUUAACAAUGAUAAGAUACUGAACUACAUCCUGUCAUUAUGCAAGAGAGCUCUGAUUGAAGAAAAGUACAAUCAGAUUGGCAGAUUUCCUAGAUUUUUUAAUGCUAGUGAAAGAGUAAAGAUCAAUGCACAUAGGCUUGAGAUGUGGCCAGGUUAUUCUGUAUCAGUGAGGAGCUUAGCUGAUGGAAUAUUCUUAAACAUAGAUACUAUGACAAAGUUUGUCAAUCAAAUGACAAUCUACGAUAGAAUCAGACAGUAUCAAAGGGAAAGAUACACUAAUCAACAGAUAAAGGAGAUGCUGUUUGAGGAUGGCAGAAUGAUUGUAAUAACGAAAUACAAUUCAAGACAGUACUUGGUAAACGACAUAUCCUUUGACAUUACACCAGCCAAGCAUAAAUUUGACUGGAUAUAUAUCAAUCCAGAGAAUAAACUAAAAGAAACAUUGCAUACAGAUAUGGUAGAGUAUUUCCAAAUCAAAUGGAAUCAAGUUAUCCAAAGAAAUGAGCAAAACUAGCCUUGUCUGUUGGUUAAUAGAGGAGCUACUUCAAUCAUAUUACCCACAUCAUUGUGCCACGAAGCAAGCUUACCUAAGGAUUUUACUAAGGAUAGAGCGAAAAUCAAAAGUCUCCAGCCAUUUAAGAUCAAUAAACCUUAAGACAGAUAUGAUAGAAUUCACAGUGUGGUAGGUAAGAUUAAUUCUAACCCAUUGCUUGCUUAAUGGGACAUACAACUUGCACCAAAGAUGGCUUAAGUAAAAGCAAGGUAACUUAAUCAUGCUCAAGUCUACAAUUAAUACAACAUGAUAUCUAGUUAUGAUGAUUAUGAAGCUAAGCUCUUUUAUCAUAGUUAGCCAGUUGAGCUCACCAACGAGAGAUGGGCGUUUGUGUACUGUGGAGAUGGAGAGGAAUUUGAAUAUGCUACUAAACUAGUUUAACAUAUGUAGCAUGCCACCAGAUAAUUAGGCAUAAAAUUGGAAGAUCCUCAAUGGAUUGAGCUUCACGAUAUAAACUCACCAGAAACCUAUAUUGAUGCAAUGAAAUCAGAUAUCGACCCAACUUAUACUCAGUUCGUGCUAGUUCUUAUCUCAUCAAGAAAUUUAAAGCAAUCGAUUAAAAAGUACCUUGAUGAAGUUGGAUUGCCUUCACAAUUUGUGCUGACUACUACUGUUGCAAGAUGUAUUGAUGGCUCAAGAAUAUCAUACGGGCCUUUCAGCAUGAUCCUUAAAUAGAUAAAUGCUAAAAUGAAAAAAGAUUUAUACAGAUUAGUUCUACCUAAUUUGAAGAGAGCAAUGGUUGUUGGAAUUGAUAUGGUAAAACACGGUAAUGAAACCAUAUUAGGAUUUUCAGCAUCAUAUAACUCCUUCUUAACUCAGUAUUAUUCAGAUAUAAGAGUCUAGUAACUCCCAUAGAGUGGGUAAUUUUUGACUAAUGAGGAGAGGGAAAAGUAUAUUACUUAGGAAAGAACUAUGCUAAUUAUGGAAUUAAUGAGUAAAGCUAUGAAAAUAUUCCAAGAAAGCAACUUGGGUAUGCUUCCUGAAAAAAUUGUUAUUUAUAGAGACGGAAUUGGAGGGCCAACUUUUAUGGAGUAAUCUCUAAAGCAUGAAGUUGGCUAGGUAGUUUAACUUAUAAAAGAUAUUAGUGUAGAUUACAGGCCAACAAUAUUAUACAGCUUUAUAGAUAAGAUGACAGAUAAUAGACUUUUUAUGAAGUCAAACGAUGAUGUUUGGAAUCCAGGUCCAGGCACAGUCCUUGACACUGCUCUCGUUGAAAAUUAAGGAGAUUAGAUAUUUGAUUUCUUCAUGAUUCCUCAUAAAGCAACAGUUGCUACAGCCAAGCCAGUUUAGUUCAAGAUUGUUCCAGAUCUGAGAAAAAGGAUAUCGAAACUUUUACUUAUCAUUUAUGCUAUGGUUAUUAUAAUUUCGUAGGACCAAUUAAAGUUCCAGCCGCCGUAAUGUAUGCUAAAAAGAUUGCUUAUUAUGCUUGCGACAAUAAGAUAAUGA
Messenger RNA from Stylonychia lemnae, 2457 nucleotides. The record is from the annotation of a GenBank genome assembly. Lineage: Eukaryota; Ciliophora; Spirotrichea; Sporadotrichida; Oxytrichidae.